AUGGCUGUACACGUCUUUGGAAAUAGCCCAUCACCCGCCAUAGCCACUUAUGCUCUGAGAAAGUCUGUGGAAGAUGCCGAUGAAGAUGUGAAAAGCUUCGUUAGUAACGAAUUCUAUGUAGACGACGCCUUCACUUCACUUCCUAAUGUUCAUGAAGCAGUGGAUCUCGUGAAGAAGACACAAAAGGUGUUAGCCAGAAGCAACAUAGUGUUACACAAGGUAGCAUCGAACAAAGGAGAAGUAGUUUCUGCAUUCUCGCAAGACCAACUCGCAAAGGGCUUCAAAGAUUUGGACCUGAAACAAGACACAUUGCCCACUCAGAGAAGUUUAGGUCUCCUGUGGGACAUGGAUAAAGAUACCUUUCUUUUUGAAGUGUCAUCAGAAUUCAAACCUUUCACCAGAAGAGGAGUCAUAUCGGUUGUGAACAGCCUGUUCGACCCUAUUAGAUUUUUAGCACCCAUCACCAUUCAAGGGAAGCUGAUCCUUAGAAAUUUGAUGUCUGAUACCAGGGAUUGGGACGAGCCCUUGCCGCAGUCCAGACUCUCUGAAUGGGUUGCAUGGAAAGACUCGUUGGCUCAACUCAAACAGGUUCGAAUACCAAGACUUUAUUCGCACUUAUCGUUAGGCAAGGCUACUCGAGUAGAAUUGUAUGUAUUUUGUGAUGCGUCGGAAUUCGCCAUCGCAGCAGCAGCUUACUUGGUGACUCAUUGUCCAGACCAGUCCCACAACACUAGCUUCGUAAUAGGUAAGGCUAAGGUGGUGCCAGCAAGUGGACAUUCCAUCCCUCGCCUGGAACUCCGUGCAGCAGUCUUGGCCGUACAGAUAGCAAAAUUGGCACUCAACAAUCUAGAGAUCAACAUGAACCGUGUGAACUAUUACUCUGACAGCAAAAUAGUCCUUGGGUACAUACACAACUCAACAAGGCGGUUUGCACGGUACGUUAGCAACCGUGUGGAGAAAAUAAGGACAGAAAGUCUACCCGAGCAAUGGAAAUAUGUGCCCACACAGUCAAAUCCAGCAGAUACUGGCACCAGAGGAAUUUCGGUGGAUAAGAUUCAGCAAAGUAUGUGGCUUACAGGACCCCCAAAAUCUAUUCUGAAUGUUAUUUGUGACAAUGAAGAGUCUGAACACUUCCCACUGGUGAAACCGGAAGAAGACACCGAAGUCAAAAGGGAAGUAAACACCCUCCACACUUCAGUGACGACUAAUACGCAACAUCUCGGGUCCAAAAGAUUUGCCAAGUUCUCGUCAUGGAAAAAGCUUGUAGCUGCUCUAUGUCUCCUUAUGUGUAGAGCCGACAAAGCGAAACGAAAUCAAGGUUCUUUCAAUGAUAUAGUUGAAAAGCGUGAGCUCGCAGAAAAAUUGAUUCUCCGAGAAACUCAGAGAGACGCUUAUUCACAGGAGUACAAAUGCUUGACAGAGAGAAGACCACUCCAAAGAAACAGCAGCAUUGCCAGUCUCAAUCCCUACGUUGACGACAGCGGGCUCAUCAGAGUGGGCGGACGCCUUAACAAAAGCGCCGAUCUUUCUUCCAAUGAGCGAAAUCCAGUCAUUGUUUCUGGAAGACAACAUGUCGCUACCCUGCUUGUUCGUUACUACCAUGAGAGAGUAUGCCAUCAAGGGCGUCACUUUACGGAAGGCGCGGUUAGAGCAGCCGGCCUCUGGAUUAUUGGCUCUAAACGCCUCGUUUCCAGUGUUAUCCACGCAUUUGUCAUUUGCCGAAAGUCUCGUGGCAUAUUUGGACAGCAGAAAAUGGCUGAUAUACCGGCAGAUCGAAUUAAACAAGCCCCACCGUUCACAUACGUACGCGUGGAUAUGUUCGGCCCAUGGCACAUUGUCAGUAGGAAAACAAGAGGUGGACAGGCUAACUCUAAAAGGUGGGAAAUAUUGUUUACGUGUUUGUGUGUUCGUGCCAUUCACAUAGAAAUAGUUGAAGACAUGACAGCAUCUGCGUUUUUGAAUGCACUUAGAUGGUUUGUCUCCAUUAGAGGAAAAGUAAAGCAGUUCAGAUCGGCCCGGGGAACUAAUUUUGUAGGUUCAAUGGAAGAUGCACGAAUCGAUGCCAUAAACAUUGAGGAGAGAGAUGUCAAGAAGUUUCUCUUCGAAUCUGGUACCACCUGGAUAUUUAACGCACCCCAUAGUUCCCACAUGGGUGGCGUGUGGGAAAGAAUGAUAGGGGUCACACGUCGUAUUCUAGAAAACAUGAUGUCAAAGGUCAACAACUUAACCCAUGAAGUUUUUGUAACUCUGAUGGCAGAGGUCUCUGCCAUUGUCAACUCUCGACCACUGGUACCUGUCUCUUAUGACAAUGAAGUCCCAGAAGUACUAACGCCAGCGACUCUCCUUACACAGAAGAUUGCCACAGACAGUCAACCCCUAAACGAAAUAAAUCCGAAAGACUUGUACAAAAGUCAGUGGAGGCGAGUCCAACAUCUUGCCGAUACUUUCUGGACUAGAUGGAGACGUGAUUACCUGUGUACUCUGCAGAGUAGAAGGAAGUGCAUGGACGGAGGAAAAUACAAAUGUACAUGUCGGGGACGUUGUUCUACUGCGUGA
Molecule: messenger RNA, 2556 nt
Organism: Mercenaria mercenaria
Lineage: Eukaryota; Metazoa; Mollusca; Bivalvia; Venerida; Veneridae
Exons: 1
Coding region: 1-2556 (851 amino acids)
Biological process (GO): DNA integration
Molecular function (GO): nucleic acid binding
Source: RefSeq, a predicted model, not a curated record